Molecule: messenger RNA, 2481 nt
Organism: Syngnathoides biaculeatus (alligator pipefish)
Lineage: Eukaryota; Metazoa; Chordata; Actinopteri; Syngnathiformes; Syngnathidae
Gene: chka
Product: choline kinase alpha
Exons: 12
Coding region: 270-1526 (418 amino acids)
Biological process (GO): CDP-choline pathway; phosphatidylethanolamine biosynthetic process
Cellular component (GO): cytoplasm
Molecular function (GO): ethanolamine kinase activity; choline kinase activity
Source: RefSeq, a predicted model, not a curated record
AGUAUCCCCGCCCUUUGCAUCUUGCCUUAAACGUGUACUCGUCGCUCCCAUUUGCUCCAUUCUAGAGCAGUAAUCAACGGUGUUCGUCUAGUGGCUCCUUAACAAAGCUUAGAACGUCACGUUGCUAUUUGUCGGAAUUUUACAAGUUACAAUUUGCUGUUUGAAAAUAAGCAAUAAGGCGUUUCAUUCAUAUUGAAGGAGAAACUGCUGAACACGUUAGUGUAGGGAUAGAAUUCGCCAUAAAGCUUUCUGGUGUUUAUAAAGCUGAAAUGAAGACCAAAUUUAUCAACGGGGUUUCCUCUUCCCCCUCCAUGUCGCUGGGUCUGCUGGUGACCGAGAACACCUUGCAGGUUCAGCCUGAUACUCAGGAGAACUUCAAGGAGCUGGUCCGCCCCGCGUCUCCCGAGCAGGACACACGCUUGAAUGCUUACCUCUGGUGCAAAGAGUUCCUCAACGGCUCGUGGAAAACCUUGGCGCAGAACGACUUCCAGAUCACCAUCAUAAGGGGUGGGCUGAGUAACAAGCUCUUCCUAUGCAGCCUCCCAGACAGUGUGGAUAGUGUUGGGGAUGAGCCAAGGAGCGUUCUGUUGCGCCUUUAUGGGGCCAUCCUGCAGAUGUCCUGUAAUAAAGGAGAAUCCCAGCAGUCAAACAAAGAGAAUCACUUUCAAGGGGCUGAGGCCAUGGUGCUGGAGAGUGUGAUGUUUGCAAUCCUGGCAGAGAGAAAAUUGGGACCUAAACUCUAUGGUAUUUUUCCUCAGGGACGACUGGAGCAGUAUGUGCCUAGCCGUAAACUGGAAACCUUUGAGCUGAGUGACCCAAGCAUUUCAUCAGAGGUUGCUCAGAAAAUGGCCAAGUUUCAUGGAAUGAGGAUGCCUUUCAAUAAGGAGCCCAAAUGGUUGUUUGGAACCCUGGACAAGUACUUAUGCCAAGUCAUGAGGCUCAACUUCACCCGAGAGUCUCACCUGCGGCAUUUCAACUCCUUGCUCAGCUACAACCUACCAGAGGAGAUGGAUUGGCUUAAGUCUCUGCUUGAUUCAACUCACUCUCCAGUUGUGUUUUGUCACAAUGAUUGUCAAGAGGGAAACAUAUUGCUUCUAAAGGGCCGCCAUCAGUCAGAAAAACAGAAACUCAUGCUCAUUGACUUUGAGUACAGCAGCUAUAACUAUAGGGGAUUUGAUAUUGGCAACCAUUUCUGUGAAUGGAUGUAUGACUACAACUGUGACGAGUUUCCGUUCUUCAAAGUGAACACUCAGGUUUAUCCUUCCAAGGCUCAGCAGUUCCACUUCAUUGAAAACUACCUGCGUGCGUCGGAUGAAGGAUUUGACAACCUCAGUCGUGAGGACCAAAUGAAAAUGAAAGAGGAGCUUUACGUGGAGGUCAACAGGUUUUCCCUUGCAUCCCACUUCUUUUGGGGCUUGUGGUCUAUCAUCCAGGCCCGUCUCUCUACCAUCAAGUUUGGAUAUCUGGAGUACGCCCUGGCCCGAUUUGAAGCCUAUUUCCAGCAGAAGAAAAUGUGGGGCCACUAAUGGAGCCAAAAGAUUGGAUGGAUGGACAACGUUCUCAGCUGAGCGAUGUCGUCAUAUCUGAUAAAGAUUCGGUGCUUCACUUACACUCUGGAACGAGAGUUUUUGCUGGCUGAUAUUGGUGGUGGUGUCAAAUCGAAUCCCAAAUCUGGGUGCUCCUCUCCACCCCAAAUUCUGAUGCAUCUCAAAGAUUCCAGUGCUUUCUGAUGACAUUAUCUGGUCAGGGCUGUUUCUGCUUCUACAUUGCUCAGUUGAUGUGACUAAUAUAGACUAUGCCUAAAGCGGAUCAAAAAUGGAUUUCAGUUGAAGUUAGACUUCACGCAUUAACAUUGCAUCAAUGUACGUAUAUGUUAUUGAUUCGUUCUGUGGGAAAGAGCCAAUAUGUGAAUUUCUUCAGGUAGAUUAAUGCUUACUUAAGCAUCCAACUUUUAUAUAUUAUAUGUAGACAUCAAUGUACCAGUAAUCCAUCCCUCUCUGUUACUAAUGAAGUGUACAGCUGGUGGGCUUAUGACUUGAAAAUAUACAGUUGAUGUAGUCUUACUGUUUUAGGUUCGAAUGGCAGUAUUAUGUAGGCCAGGGAAAGCGAUGUUGGUGCAUUUCCAGGUGUUGGAAUUGUUCUGGAUUGAGCAUGAUCCAUGAUCAUCAAUGUGAAACCAUCGUAUGUUAGCUAUCUUAUACAACAUUAUUUAUUUUAUGUAACACCUCACUAACUGACAUGGCUCUGCAAACUUAUAGUGUGAAUUUCGAUCACUGUGAUGAGUAAAUAUACAGUGGUGAGAGCGCAACCGCAAUUUCUGCUAAAAUAACAUUCCGUCUUCGAUAAAUUGUUGCCUUACUUUCCUCAGGUAAUUGGGGAAUUGUAGUCAAACAUAUUACAAUGUAGAAAAAGUUUUGAAAUUCAUCUAUCACAGUUCCAUGGCAAUUGAAUUAUAGAUUUUAUUAUAGUAUUGGGUCAAUC